Malurus melanocephalus (red-backed fairy wren) is the source of this 1254-nucleotide messenger RNA. RefSeq names its product zinc finger and BTB domain containing 7A (gene ZBTB7A). The annotation marks the transcript as partial. Lineage: Eukaryota; Metazoa; Chordata; Aves; Passeriformes; Maluridae. The record is from RefSeq and is a predicted model, not a curated record. The transcript has a single exon. Gene Ontology annotation, molecular function: DNA-binding transcription factor activity, RNA polymerase II-specific; RNA polymerase II cis-regulatory region sequence-specific DNA binding; protein binding. Gene Ontology annotation, biological process: regulation of transcription by RNA polymerase II.
CCUCCCACCAUCCCCACUCACAGCCUUUCCCUUUCCCCACAGCCCACACAGAGGAAGAUGGCGGGUGGCGUGGACGGCCCCAUAGGGAUCCCGUUCCCGGAUCACAGCAGCGACAUCCUCAGCAGCCUGAAUGAGCAGAGGAACAACGGGCUGCUGUGCGACGUGGUCAUCCUGGUGGAAGGCCAGGAGUUCCCCACCCACCGCUCCGUCCUGGCGGCGUGCAGCCAGUACUUCAAGAAGCUCUUCACCUCAGGGUUAGUGGUGGACCAGCAGAACGUGUAUGAGAUUGACUUUGUGAGCGCCGAGGCGCUGUCGGCGCUGCUGGAGUUCGCCUACACCGCGACCCUCACCGUCAGCACUUCCAACGUCAACGACAUCCUCAACGCCGCCACGCUGCUGGAGAUCCCGGCCGUCAGGGAUGUCUGCACGGAUCUCCUGGACAGGAAGAUUCUGGCCAAAAAUGACCAGAUGGAUACAGUAGAUCAAAUUGAUCAGAGGAACCAUCUCAGAGCAAAAGAGUACCUGGAGUUCUUCCAGAGCAACCCCGUGAACGGCCACCAAGGCAGCUUUCCGUGGACCAACCCAGAGUUGAGAGACCUUCAGAGACUCAACUUCCGAGGCCAAGAGGAGGAGGAGGAGUCCAACUGCAACGGCCUGGACUUCUACUCGCAAGGCACCCCAACCGAAAGACCAAAGGCAAGUGACUGUGACCCCGACAGCAACCCGGCCAUGUGGCUGGAGCGCGAGGACGAGGAGCCGGUCAGCGGCGGGAUGUUCUCCCCUUCCCAGAACGGACAUUACAGCAGCCGCGGCUUGGCCACCCCGGCAGAAGAAGAGGGGGGCACCCCCAGGGGCUCUCUGGAGCCGCAGGAAGCCGGGGACUCGCCCGGUUUUGUGGCCCCGGGCGCGGAGACGGAGGAUGACGCCAGGGAGGUGGACGAGCUGGCCGCCAGCGCGCUGCUGCAGCAAAUGAUCAACUCGGUGGGGCGGCAGCAGCUCGGAGACGACGAGCGCAAAGACGACGACGGCGUCAUGGAUUAUUACUUGAAAUAUUUCGGCAGUUCCAGCGAGGGCGAUAUGUACCCGUCCUGGUCGCAGAAGGUGGAGAAGAAGAUCAGGGCGAAAGCAUUCCAGAAGUGCCCCAUCUGCGAGAAGGUGAUCCAGGGCGCCGGGAAGCUGCCGCGCCACAUCCGCACCCACACCGGGGAGAAACCCUACGAGUGCAACAUCUGCAACGUCCGAUUCACCAGGUAC